AUGUGCUUCACCAGGCCGCCUCAUAUUUCACUCGCAACAAUAUUCGAGAUAUCGCGUUACAUGUAUAUUCACAGUGCACUACUCAUAAGGUUGCUUAGAAUUCGUCGACAGCGCACGACCGGUUUCGUCCUUCUUGGGGCUCAUCAGACACAUCUACUCACCUUCCUGGCUGCUACCACAUUGAUUGAGCGACCUGAGUUCCUCGAGUAA
Messenger RNA from Opisthorchis viverrini, 210 nucleotides. RefSeq lists its product as hypothetical. NCBI's taxonomy places the organism in Eukaryota, Metazoa, Platyhelminthes, Trematoda, Opisthorchiida, Opisthorchiidae. Bases 1 to 210 code for a protein of 69 amino acids. The transcript has 2 exons. The record is from RefSeq and is a predicted model, not a curated record.